Prorocentrum cordatum is the source of this 848-nucleotide messenger RNA. The record is from the annotation of a GenBank genome assembly. NCBI's taxonomy places the organism in Eukaryota, Dinophyceae, Prorocentrales, Prorocentraceae.
CCUCCCUCCAGGCACCCCAGUCGCACAGCGCUGAAAGGUCACACCAGGCGAUGAGAAGGGCACCCUCGCGCAUAGCUGCGGGGCAACCUGGCGACGAAGGACGGCUGGCGGUCGCUGGCACGGGUCGCCCCCCCCCAUGCGCGAGGGGAGCGGGCGGGCGGUGCGACGGAGGCUCGCCCGACGCUCUUUCCGCCCCGCUCCCCCGGUCCGGGUCGAGGCGCAGUUCGCCGCGCGGGCACAGGUUGCAGUGAGACGGGGAGGCGGAGGAGGAGAAAGCGAGGAGGAGCGAGGAGGACGAGAGGAGUGGAGGGGGCUGCCAGGAUGGAAGGGGCCCCCCUCGCCUGCGCCGCAUCACGGCCUGAUGGACAGCUACGGCCAGCUGCCCGAGGGCGCAGAGCGGGACGCGGGGUAAGAAGGUAAGGGCUCUGAUCGCGGGACGAGGGGGAAGAGUGAGUUGCCCUACGAUGAGGAGGUACCUCCAGCAUCGGCGCACGCAAAUGCGCCGGGGCCUCGACUGCUCGGUGCCUCCUGCGGGGAUUCCGGCAAGGAUGGCAACGUGAGCGGAAAGAGCUGCCAGACGCAUUUGGAUCUCGGAAAGCACGCCCCCACGCCCACGAACGAGCGCGCCGUCGGAGCGUGGAGGCACUCAUCAGGCCACGAGGGCGACGCCGGUGCCUACUUCUUCUUGCCCUUCUUCUUGCCGGCCUUCAGCUUCAUCUCCUCCUCCGCCUGCUUCUUCUCGAUGAGCAGCAGCUCCAUGGCCUGCAGCUGCGUCACGGCCGACUGCAUCAGCUCGCGGUCGAUCUCGUCCUUGUCCGCCGUCUCGACCACGCUCUUGUAGGCCAGGU